AUGCAGCCGUGGGAGGAGAAAUUCCUCGAGUUGGUGUUCCACAACGACCUCCCCAAACCUCCAGGCUUGAAGACUUAUGCCAAUGCAGAACGCAGUUUCGUUCUCAUCACCAUCUACGUGGCCAUCAACAUGGGGAAAUUCAAUCUCCUUGAACAAAGAGUCUACCUGGGCCUGGCAGUGGUGUUAUGCAUCGGGCUGACGAUCGUGAGUGCGGCUGGGCUGUGCCUCUACAUUGGGUACAUCCCGACGGAGAUUCACAAUCUGAUGCCUUUCCUCAUCCUCGGGAUCGGCAUCGACGACUCCCUCGUCAUCAUCCAGUGCCUGGAGAACGUGGUGUCAAAAGAAAGGACUUUGAACCCGGAGAAACGAGUGGGAGAAGCGUUGAGGCAGGCUGGAGCCUCCAUCACCAUCACGUCCAUCACGGACGUCUUUGCCUUCGCCAUUGGAGCCACUACGAGAGUACCAGUGCUCCGGAGCUUCUGCAUCUACACGACCGCCGGGAUUUUCAUCGUCUACGUCAUGACCUUGAUAUUCAUGGUCCCGAUUCUGUCUCUGGACGAAAGGAGACGAGACAGCGGGAGGGAAGGAUGCUUGUGUAUUCGCUUGCCAGCCGACUACAAGAAGAACAGUUGUUCCCAAAAGCUCCUGCUCGAAGCUAUUUUCCGCAGGAUCGUCAGGCCUUUGCUUGUCAAAACUCCAGUGAAGGUCGUUGUGGUGCUACUUACGAUGAGUCUCUUGGGUCUCAACUGUUGGGGAUUGUCUGGGUUGAAGAACGACUUCGACAGAACCUGGUUUUUUAAUCCGGGAUAUCAGAGAGACUUCGUGUCCGCUGUGCUUGAUCUCUUUCCAGAAAGCGGCUAUAGAGCUGACUUUUAUCUUGAGGACUAUCCGAAAACCGAAGCAGCAUUCGAGCAGAAGCUUUCCACCUUUCUGGUCUUUACCAACCAAGGACGGAAAUUCAUAAGCGAUCUUCAAUACACCGGGAACCUCUUAACGGACUUCAACCUCACCGCUUCGAGAGGUAGGUACCAACACAUUUAUUUCAACACCAGGGAAGAAAAACGACAGGGACUCCACGAGGUGGAAGAGGUUCUGCACGGAGUCCAAUUCAAGGGGAGAGAUCCAUUCAGAGGGAUCCUCACUGUAGAGUACCUUGUCAUCCGAUCGAAGGGAGCAAGCGGUUGUAUCCGAGGAGCUGCUGAGGAAUCUCGGUCUGACUUUGGUCGGAGUUUUCGGGGUGAUAUUGGUGCUGAUUGGAGACCUACUGGUCUCUAUUUGGGUUUCUCCUGCAUUCUUUUCACCCUGAUCGGAAUCGCAGGCAGCAUGCGAUUCGCCGGUCUUACCAUCGAGCUCAUGUCGUCAAUACUUCUCAUCUUGUCUGUCGGCUUGACGGUCGACUAUUCCACGCACAUCGCUCACAAAUACUUGGUCAUCUGGUUUUCGGUGAUAUAUGGAUUGUAUCACGGAUUGGUUUACCUGCCGGUGAUGUUGAGCUGGUUUGGUCCACAAGCUUUCGUUGACUUGCUGCAUUCAACCAAGAAUAGCUCUAACCAGAGCGGCCUCGAUCUCGGUCAAGAGGAGGCUUCAGAGACGCCUGACGCCAGAAUGACAUAUCUUGAAGUGUAA
Molecule: messenger RNA, 1626 nt
Organism: Darwinula stevensoni
Lineage: Eukaryota; Metazoa; Arthropoda; Ostracoda; Podocopida; Darwinulidae
Source: the annotation of a GenBank genome assembly